CCAUUUUCGCCGUUCCUUCCUUUCUUUUUUUCUCUCUCUUCCUCCUCCAUUUCUUCGUCUUUAAUAUUCCUCUGAAUAAUUCUUCCGUGUUAAGAUUCUUCUCCUCCUCUUCUCCUCAUUCUUAUCCCAUUCCCUUUGUUUCACAAUUCUCUCUUAUUCCUCCUAACAGAUCGGGGUUCUUUUCGUUCUUCGAAGAAGGCGAUCUGAUUAUUAUGAUCUAUUCUUAACAGAAAAAGGCGACCCUCUUGUUUUCUUUUGAGAAAAAAAAAAAAAGAAAAAAAAAAAAGAAGAGAUUACAUAGUCGAAUUCAAGGAGCACAAAAAUUAUGGCCGAAGAGCACCGAUGUCAAGCGCCGGAGGGUCACCGACUCUGCGCCAACAACUGUGGGUUCUUUGGGAGUUCCGCGACCAUGAAUCUCUGUUCCAAAUGUUACAGAGAUUUCCGUCUCAAAGAGGAACAACAAGCCUCUAUCAAAUCCACCGUCGAAAACUCUCUCUCAGCUUCUCCGUCUCUCUCCUCCUCACCUUCGCCCGCGGAAAUCGAAUCUUUCUCUGCUUGCCACCCCGAUCCUCCCCAGGCCGUGGUCCAGCCGGAGAUCGCGACAGACAUGCGAACUCCGGACGUGGCGGUCGUACAACCGAAUCGGUGUUCGGUGUGCAGGAAACGGGUCGGGUUCAUGGGGUUCAGGUGCAGGUGUGAGAUCACGUUCUGUGGGGUCCACAGGUACCCGGAGAAGCACGGGUGCACGUUCGAUUUCAAGACGAUCGGAAGAGAAGAGAUAGCGAGGGCCAAUCCGGUGGUCAAAGGCGAGAAGCUGGAGAAGAUUUAAUCCGGAGCCGUCGGAUGAGAUUACUUGGAGACCAAACAUCGAUACAAAGUCACCGCUCACCGAGCAAGUAUUACGAUGAUGAAGCGAUGUUGUGGCACGUGGAAGAUGAUGAUGAUGUGUAAUUGUCUCCGAGUCCGUUUUACUAUUAUUUUUGGGAAUAAGGUUGUUGAUGUGGGCUUUUGCUUUGUAAAAAGGACUUUACUUCUGUUUGGGAUUGAAAUUUCGGGUUCAGGGAAUUCCGUGUAGAUUCUUCUAUCUUUUUCCUAUUUUUACAUAUAUUUGGGGUUUGAAUUA
Messenger RNA from Ziziphus jujuba (common jujube), 1123 nucleotides. Its product is annotated as zinc finger A20 and AN1 domain-containing stress-associated protein 4. NCBI's taxonomy places the organism in Eukaryota, Viridiplantae, Streptophyta, Magnoliopsida, Rosales, Rhamnaceae. The transcript is spliced from 2 exons. The coding region runs from base 326 to 829 and encodes 167 amino acids. The record is from RefSeq and is a predicted model, not a curated record. Gene Ontology annotation, molecular function: DNA binding; zinc ion binding.